AUGACCGUCUUUGCAGCCGAUCCCACCGAGUGCAGGGAUUGCAGAAGGGAUGAGUGGUCGGCGAACGGGAGCGUGCGCUGCACCAAGCGCUCCGUGGAGCACCUCAUCCCCAUGGAGCCCGUGGGCGUCGGCAUCCUGCUGUCGGCCGCCUCCACCCUCCUCUCCUCGCUGGCCAUCGCCGGGCUCUUCGCCUGCAGGUUCCACACCCCCGUGGUGCGGUCGGCGGGCGGCAGCAUGUGCUUCCUCAUGCUGGGCUGCCUGUGCCUGUGCUCCGUCAGCGUGUUCUUCUACGUGGGCCGCCCGGGCCCCGUGCACUGCUUCCUCCGCAACCCCGCCUUCGCCGUCUUCUACACCGGCUGCAUGUCCUGCCUGGCCAUCCGCUCCUUCCAGAUCGUCUGCAUCUUCAAAAUGGCCUCCAGGCUCCCCAGGGCGUACGACUACUGGGUGAAGCACAACGGGCAGUGGGCCGCCGUGGGCGUUGCCAUGGCCGUCCAGCUGCUCCUCUGCGGGCUGUGGAUUGGCGUCGACGGGCCCCAGCCCAUCUCCCACACCAUGGGCAGGGCGAUUGUGUUCGACUGCUCCCUGGGGAACUCGUACAUCUUCUACACCAUCAUGGUGUUCCUGGGACUGCUGAGCGUGGCGUGCUUCUCUUUCGCCUACAUGGGCACCGACCUGCCCAAGAACUACAACGAGGGCAAGUCCAUAACGUUCAGCCUGGUGGUAUUCUACAUCUCCUGGGCCAUGUAUCUGACGGCGUACCUGACGCUGACGGGGAAAUACCUCCCGGCUGUGAACGCCUUCUCCGUCCUCAGCACCCUGCUGGGGAUCCUCGUCGGCUACUUCUUUCCCAAGUGUUACAUCAUCAUCUUCAAACCCCAGCACAAUACGGCCGCCUUCUUCCAGACUGCCAUCCAGAGCUACACCAUCAACAGCAACACGUGAAGCGUCUGCUCAUGGCCGCGCCUUA
Messenger RNA from Anguilla anguilla (European eel), 967 nucleotides. RefSeq names its product taste receptor type 1 member 1-like. The record is from RefSeq and is a predicted model, not a curated record. Lineage: Eukaryota; Metazoa; Chordata; Actinopteri; Anguilliformes; Anguillidae. The coding region runs from base 1 to 942 and encodes 313 amino acids. The transcript is spliced from 2 exons. Gene Ontology annotation, biological process: G protein-coupled receptor signaling pathway. Gene Ontology annotation, molecular function: G protein-coupled receptor activity. Gene Ontology annotation, cellular component: membrane.